GGAUCGACCAACGUGGUUUACCAAGCCCACCAUGUCAGCAGGAGUAAAAGAGGACAAGUCGUCGGGACCAGGGGUGGAUUCCGAGGCUGCACGGUUUGGCUGACAGGCCUCUCCGGAGCUGGCAAGACAACCAUUAGCUUUGCUCUGGAAGAGUACUUGGUCUCUCACAGCAUCCCGUGCUAUUCCCUGGACGGAGACAACGUUCGGCAUGGCUUGAAUAAAAACCUGGGUUUCUCGGCUGGGGACCGCGAGGAGAACAUCCGCCGCAUCGCGGAGGUGGCCCGGCUGUUCGCCGACGCCGGGCUCGUCUGCAUCACUAGUUUCAUUUCUCCUUUCGCAAAGGAUCGGCAAAACGCACGGAAAAUUCACGAGGCAGCUCGACUUCCUUUCUUUGAAAUCUUUGUAGACGCUCCUCUGAAUAUUUGUGAAAGCAGAGAUGUGAAGGGCCUGUACAAAAAGGCAAGAGCUGGAGAGAUCAAAGGAUUCACAGGCAUCGACUCAGAGUACGAGAACCCCGAAUCUCCUGAACUAGUGUUGAAAACAAACGUUGCGUCGGUGUCCGAGUGUAUUCAGCAGGUUGUGGAGCUCCUCCGAACACAAAACAUCGUGCCCCGCAGCUCCACUAAGGAUGUUCUUGAGCUGUUUGUGCCCGAGAACAAGCUCAGCAGCGUCCGAGCGGAAGCGGAGACGCUGCCGUGCGUAGAGAUCACCAAGCUGGAUCUGCAGUGGGUGCAGGUGCUGAGCGAAGGCUGGGCCACUCCGCUGACCGGCUUCAUGCGCGAGGUGGAGUACCUGCAAGUGAUCCAUUUUGGCACCCUGCUCCAUGGAAGGAAUCUCUCUGUAGGUGACGGCAUUGUCAACCUGAGCAUCCCCAUCGUGCUGCCGAUCUCCACGGAGGACAAGGAGCGGCUGAAGGGCUGCGAGGCGCUGGCGCUCAGCUACGAAGGGCGGAGGGUUGCUAUCCUGAAGGACCCGGAGUACUUCGAGCACAGGAAGGAGGAGCGCUGUGCCCGCAUCUGGGGCACCACCUGCGUGAAGCACCCGCACGUCAGAAUGGUGAUGGAGAGCGGAGACUGGCUGGUUGGUGGAGACCUCCUUGUGCUGGAGAAGAUCAAGUGGAACGAUGGGCUGGACCAGUACCGCCUGACACCGCUCACCCUCAAGCAGAAGUUCAGAGAAAUGAACGCUGAUGCCAUCUUCGCGUUUCAGCUGCGCAACCCCGUCCACAACGGGCACGCCCUGCUCAUGCAGGACACGCAGCGCCAGCUGUUGGAGAGGGGUUACAAAACCCCCGUGCUCCUCCUGCACCCCCUGGGAGGAUGGACCAAAGACGACGACGUCCCGCUGGAGUGGCGGAUGAAGCAGCACGCGGCUGUGCUGGAGGAGCGGGUCCUGGACCCCAAGUCGACCGUCGUUGCCAUCUUCCCCUCUCCCAUGCUCUACGCCGGCCCCACGGAGGUGCAGUGGCACUGCCGAGCUCGCAUGAUCGCCGGGGCCAAUUUCUACAUCGUGGGGCGGGACCCCGCUGGCAUGCCUCACCCCGAGACCAAGAAGGACCUCUACGAGCCCACGCAGGGAGGGAAGGUCCUCAGCAUGGCGCCGGGCCUCACCUCGGUGGAAAUCAUCCCGUUCCGGGUGGCUGCUUACAACAAACUGAAAAGGGCCAUGGAUUUUUACGACCCGAAAAGUCACAACGAUUUUGACUUCAUCUCAGGAACGCGCAUGCGGAAGCUCGCGCGGGAAGGUCAAAACCCACCGGAUGGCUUCAUGGCCCCCAAAGCUUGGAAGGUCCUAACCGAGUACUACCAGUCGCUGGAGAAAAAGAAUUAA
Tauraco erythrolophus (red-crested turaco) is the source of this 1830-nucleotide messenger RNA. The record is from RefSeq and is a predicted model, not a curated record. NCBI's taxonomy places the organism in Eukaryota, Metazoa, Chordata, Aves, Musophagiformes, Musophagidae.